UUUCGUCUUGUCUACUUAUCCAUUGUGCUUUUUCCCAAUGUUAGCAAUUUUGAAUGCUGGGAAAUCAAGCAGAACUACAUGAGAACAAAGACCUCUGGCCAGCUGUUUCUCAAAGGUAAGAGACCUGCUGAGAAUGUGGACAUAAUGGUACUUGAGACAGACUGCAGCUCCUAUGCUACGGUGGUUUUUAAAAGAGCAGGGAAAAUUACCAUGAAACUGUAUGGACGUUCCAGUGAAGUGCCUGAUAAUAUAGUGGAUAAAUUUGAGGAUCGUGCAAAGACAUUUAAUUUGGGAUUGGACGUCAUUUUCCAGUAUCCUGACUAUGGGUUCUGCGAGUCCACAGAUAAGGUCCUGGAUCUAACCUAAGACUGACUGGCCAUCAUCUUGUGAGCACUGUGAGAAAGCGUUGUGCUAAGAAUUGCACCAAUAAAGCUGUUUUGUCAUUUUAA
Molecule: messenger RNA, 449 nt
Organism: Sinocyclocheilus rhinocerous
Lineage: Eukaryota; Metazoa; Chordata; Actinopteri; Cypriniformes; Cyprinidae
Product: complement component C8 gamma chain-like
Exons: 5
Biological process (GO): complement activation
Cellular component (GO): membrane attack complex
Source: RefSeq, a predicted model, not a curated record